Molecule: messenger RNA, 2481 nt
Organism: Danaus plexippus (monarch butterfly)
Lineage: Eukaryota; Metazoa; Arthropoda; Insecta; Lepidoptera; Nymphalidae
Product: zinc finger C2HC domain-containing protein 1C
Exons: 12
Coding region: 273-1649 (458 amino acids)
Source: RefSeq, a predicted model, not a curated record
UUAGUGGCUUGUUAAAUCAUUACAACAUCGCACUCGUAACGGCUGUGCGCUUACAAUUUAAAAAUAUAUUUAUAUGUCAAAAUGUCGUGUCAAAUUUUAUGAAUUAUGUGCUUAAUGUUUGAUAAAUCGCGUGUAAUAUUGUUAAACUGAAACUAUUUUAUUAUUAACGUGUCUUCCAAUAAGUGAUCUGAUAAUAAAAUGGAGAGGAACGGUGGAUCUAGACUUCUCCAGAUGCAGACCACAGUAACUGGUGGGAGCCAGAUCAUUGGAAGAUGCGUUCUGGCCAGAUAUCCACGUCCCUGGGAGAGGCUGAUCCAGCUGAAAUAAGGAAUGGUUGGCUCACAUUACCUGACCCUAAGGCACGCUUCCAGCAGAAGCAAUUACAGGAGCGCGAACAGAAGAUCGCGUCUCUAUACGAAUCACAGCAAGCCAGGGCUCUGGACCGAGUGAGACACUCGCCAAGCAACGGACUCACCAGCACCACGCCUACACUACCAUCACCACAGACCCUGCCUCAUCAGCCGGGGAAGGUCCGUCAGAUGUUUGAAGAGAGGCGAACCAAGGCCGGGAUAGACAAGAGCUACCCUCUCCAACCGAUACAGAACACGGAGCGGACACAGCCGCGCAAGACCAUGACCAACGGCUUAAAUAAACUGACAACCAAGACUGCUGACAGGAAAACGCUGAAAACGCUCACCACGAGCACACACACUGUCAAAAAACAGAACACUACGAAGGUCCAUAAAGUCGGUGCGGCUGUGAACGGCUCCGGAGACGUCAACCACAACCACGAGCUGGACCUCAACACCAACACGUCUGUGCAGCCUCGCAGCAACGGUGAAGUACAAAAAGAUGAGAGAGACGCCAACGACAACACGGAGCUCAUAGAGAACGAAACCUUCCCUGAACUAGCGCUGGAGCAGUUGACGCCGCGGACGACGCCAGACACGAACGGGAACAAUAAUAAUAAGAAGAGCAGUCCGGCAGCGACGAGGCCCAGGAGUCCAGUGAAGAGUAAGCCGGCAGCUGUCACAACACCCAGGAAACUGACCAGUGACAAUAAGGCGUCCAGGGAGAACAGUAAGCCCCGGGGGGCGAUGCAGCGGACGGUCAACUCGGUACUUAAAAAACCUCUCACUGCGAGUCCACAGACCUCCGCCUCGAAGGCGCGCUCGACCACCGAGAGGUCUAGUGAAGGGGCGUGCGGCGUCUGCGGGCGGCACUUCGCCCCCGACAGACUCGCCAGGCACCAGGACAUCUGCCGCAAGACACACUCCAAGAAGAGGAAGCCCUUCGACGUGCUCAAACACAGACUAGCGGGCACGGAAGCCGAGCCGUUCAUCAACCGACUCCGCAAGGGACCCGCCAACACCUCCUCCACCAAGCUGCAGAAGCCUCUGAACAGUACGUGGAGACAGAAACACGAGGAGUUCAUCCAGGCGAUACGAGCCGCCAAGCAAGUUCAGGCGCAUCUCAACGCUGGAGGUAAGUUGAGCGACCUGCCGCCGCCUCCUCCGUCCGAGAACCCGGACUACGUCCAGUGUCCUCACUGCAAGAGACGCUUCAACCAAGCCGCCGCCGACAGACACAUCCCCAAGUGCGCCAACUUUCAAUUCAACAAAAGUAAACAACCGCCCAAAAAACGAUAAUCACAUCAACAAACGCAGCAGCGGACCGUCGACCGGGUCUAAAGUAAACUCUGACUCUUAAGACGAAGUUAUACGUUUUUUUUUCACUAGCCUUAAAUUUUAUUGACCUUGCUCUUAGACCGCUCACGCGUUACAACGAACUCUAGAAACUAAUAUAUUACUUUUUCCUAUAAAACAGUAACAGCAACUCAUUCAUAGGUUUCCGUGACCCGAUAGCCAAUAAUAUAACCUUUGGGCAUUUCUGAUUCAAACAUAAGUACAUUAACUGCGUCGGGUAGCGUUCCCGUCCGCGUCGUUCUAUCGCGGGAACCGUUUCUAUGGCACGGGCUGAUAAUGAAGUAGAGAUGUCCGCGUGUCGUAUGGGCGAGUACUGCUUAGAGAACCUCAUCCUCCGCCUGUGCCUGGCGGCGCUGGUGUCCUUCACCAUCUGGACGGUCAUGAGAUUCGUUCACGACCACACGUGCGUCCGUCCGUCUCACGCCGUACUAAUACCCGACACCGACUUCGACUCCAUACCAAACUUUCUGCACCUCCUCCAUGAGGUCGAACUCGAGUGACCUCCCGACUCUGACUCGCUAGACCUUAAUCUUCAACAACAGAUCACGUGUUUAAUAUUAUAUAACAGUAGUGGUUACAUUCCCAAAGCCCGUACUCUUGUAAUCGUUUCAAUCUCGUAGGCGAAUAAAUUAACUGUUGACAAAAUUAAGAAAUUAUUAUUAUUAAAAAUUAGUUCUGAUUAAUUUUAUAUUUGUAAAAAAUACGCUUUUUUUUCAAUGUUAACACAGCGCUGGAUGUUAUUGGAAUUUUUUAAAUAUACUUAUCAUUUUUAUAA